GAAACAAUUUGGUUAUUCGUCGUCGUCGUCGUCGUCGUCAGUUAAUCGCGCGUUUUGUGGUUCAAAAAAUUAAACAGUUAAUGAAGGGGGGCAUACACGAUGAAUCAUACAGGAUAAAUCAUUUGCAUAAUCCCGAAUAAAUGAAAUACAGGAGGAGGAUAAACCAAUACGAAGUGAAGUGUUCUGAAAAAUUAUGUAGCAAAUCAAGCUAAUUAAAAUGAAAUUUAUGCAUGGGUAGUGAAAUGUGUCCUUGAAUCGACACAGAGAAAGCAAGAUAUAAAGAAAGAGAGAGAGUGCAAUUUUUUUUCUCAAAACGAAUGUCCAGUUUCGCCAAAGUUCGAUAAAACGCUAUCAAUAUGAGCCAGCUCGGAACCGUUUAUGCGACCAAACGCCGUAGGAGAAAUGGGAAAAGCCUCAAAGCUCCGCCAAAGGAAGGAAUGACCAAAAGUAACCCUUCGAAGAGGCACCGGGAGCGACUGAAUGCGGAACUGGAUUUGCUGGCAUCGUUACUUCCAUUCGAGCAGAACAUUCUAAGCAAAUUAGACCGACUCAGUAUAUUACGAUUAUCAGUCAGUUAUUUAAGGAUAAAGAGCUAUUUCCAAGUUGUGAUGCAUAAGUCUAAGGAAGAAAAUGGGAUGACCAAUUCCAUUCAUCCUCACGACACGUAUAGAACCCGUGAUAUUGGUAGUUUUGAAACUGGUCCCCUGGAUGGUGAAAUGUUCCUUCAGGCGUUGAAUGGAUUCGUCAUCAUCUUAACCUGCGAGGGCGAAGUUUUUUUCGCCACCCAUACCAUAGAAAGCUAUUUAGGAUUCCAUCAGUCUGAUAUAGUACACCAAUCCGUGUACGAACUAGUUCAUUCUGAAGAUCGCGAGGAAUUACAAAGGCAGCUUCUAUGGAACACGUUUCUACCUGCCGAUUUGGCUGGCAUCCAGCUGGCAGACGCAUUGGUUCCGGAGAAAUCUACUCUAUUGGAACGUAGUUUCACCGUGCGUUUUCGGUGUUUAUUGGAUAAUACUUCCGGUUUCUUGCGGUUGGACAUUCGAGGUCGUGUUAAAAUACUGCAUGGUCAAAAUCGUAAAGCUGAAGAGCCUCCCUUGGCGCUUUUUGCGUUUUGCACGCCCUUUGGACCACCUAGUCUCUUGGAAAUUCCUCAAAAAGAAAACAUGUUCAAGUCUAAGCACAAAUUAGAUUUUUCGCUGGUUUCUAUGGAUCAAAAAGGAAAAAUAAUGUUGGGAUAUUCGGAUUCGGAGUUGGCCAACAUGGGAGGAUAUGAUCUAGUUCAUUUUGACGAUUUGGCAUACGUCGCUAGUGCUCAUCAAGAAUUGCUUAAAACGGGUGCAUCGGGCAUGAUCGCGUAUCGGUAUCAAAAGAAGGGAGGUGAAUGGCAAUGGCUACAAACUAGUUCCAGAUUAGUUUAUAAAAACUCCAAACCAGACUUUAUAAUAUGUACUCAUAGGCAAUUAAUGGAAGAGGAAGGUCGCGAUCUGUUAGGCAAAAGAACAAUGGACUUCAAGGUUAGCUACUUAGAUACUGGCCUCACGUCGACCUACUUUACAGAUGCCGAUCAACUAGUGGCGUCACCGAGUGAGUCCCCGACAGCGUCUCCUGUGUCAUCCCAACAGCGAUACAAUCGGCGCUACAAAACCCAACUAAGGGAUUUUUUAUCGACGUGCCGCUCGAAGAGAAAACUAGCCCAGCAAUCCCCUAGUAGUCAGGUAACAUCGCCAGUUCAGAUGGCGGAUUAUAUCAAUGAUCCAGCAGUGGCCGUGGCUGCAGCGUAUUCCAACCUGAACCCAAUGUAUACCACAUCGCCAUAUGUUUCUUCAGAAAAUAUGUACAUGACACCCCCCGCGCAUUCAUCCAACUUCUACUCGGUGUCCGAUAAUCUCUUUCACCAGUACAGGCUGCAGGGUGUCAGUGGAUACUAUCCAGAUUAUCCGUCGGGACCAGCGCCCUACAUCACAGCGAAUGGAUUCAUACCGUACGACAGUUACGGAGUAGGCAAGGAUGAAAGAUGGCAGGACAAUGGGAAAUGCAUGUCGAACGAUGUCAUCAACCGCGACUAUGAUGGGGUCAUAAUCCAUAAAAACGUCAAACAAUCUCCUCCAUUAGCUGAGAUUGCAGCACCAAUUGGAACGCCCUCACCGGUCGGCGCUUCCGGUCUCAAUACGUUACAUAUCAAACAAGGUUCUACCAAUGGUCUCGGCACCCACAAUAUGGCUAAAAAUCCUAGCACAAAUCGAAGUCGCGAAGGAGACGAACUAACCACGGCAACCGUUCCCAAAGAAGAAGCUUCUUCACCACAGCACUUCGAACCGAGAAGGCAAACAGUUCUCAUGUGGGGUACGUCUCAAAGCAGAAGAAUGCAAUGCAACAACUCCAUUUACAAUAACACAAACAAAAACUCCAAUAAUGUAACAGACAAUGUCACCACCAAUAUUGAGUCUCCUACUAAUUCAUCCUCCACUUCUAAUGAGUCUUACUGCUAUGAAAUGGAUUUGAAAGUCGAACCUAGUCGAAUUAUUGUAUUAAAUUCAAACGAAGAAAACGUAUCUUCUUCACUCAAAUGGAAUGGUUUGGGCAAGGAUCAUGGCAAAAAGAGCAACGAAGCAGUCCAACCAUCCCAGGACAUCCCGAGCAAUAAAAUUGAGGAUCCAACCGAACCCGGAAGCUCCAAGCGAUAUUCACACGGCAGUCCGCUGUUAUCGUUUUCUGAAGUGACCAACACGCUACUUAACCAAUGAUUACAAUCUAUCAAAUUCUUAGCUACUUCGCAAUAACUAUAUUAUGAAUAAUAAACUAUAAAUCAAUUAGA
Molecule: messenger RNA, 2815 nt
Organism: Uranotaenia lowii
Lineage: Eukaryota; Metazoa; Arthropoda; Insecta; Diptera; Culicidae
Gene: ss
Product: aryl hydrocarbon receptor
Exons: 11
Coding region: 357-2744 (795 amino acids)
Biological process (GO): regulation of transcription by RNA polymerase II
Cellular component (GO): aryl hydrocarbon receptor complex; nucleus
Molecular function (GO): transcription cis-regulatory region binding; nuclear receptor activity; protein dimerization activity
Source: RefSeq, a predicted model, not a curated record